Molecule: messenger RNA, 1208 nt
Organism: Paramisgurnus dabryanus
Lineage: Eukaryota; Metazoa; Chordata; Actinopteri; Cypriniformes; Cobitidae
Product: alpha-2,8-sialyltransferase 8F-like
Biological process (GO): oligosaccharide metabolic process; N-glycan processing
Molecular function (GO): alpha-N-acetylneuraminate alpha-2,8-sialyltransferase activity
Source: RefSeq, a predicted model, not a curated record
UGAAAUCAAGAACAUCACUGAGGAUAUUUUAACAUUGAUGAGGUGUCCACCAAUGUCCAAUAUCACCCAGAAAGAACUUAACAGAGUAAGACUGCGUUCCUAUUGUAAUGCAACAGGUGUUUUAUACUAUACAAAGCAGAACACAGCUGUCAAUCAAAGUGUUCCAUAUGAGACGAGCUCAAAACUGACAUAUAAAAUAAAUGAGGAACUUCACGACAUGCUUCCUGAGGAUUUUCCCUGGAGUAAACAGCCUAUUAGUCACUGUGCUGUGGUUGGGAGUGGAGGGAUUCUGAAGAAUAGUAGCUGUGGAAGAGAGAUCGACACUGCAGACUAUGUUAUCAGGUUUAACAUGGCUCCCAUUAAUGACAGUGAUGUUGGGCUAAAGACUGAUUUACUCACCAUUAAUCCUAGUCAGCUCACACGCUACAAAAAUUUGAAGUCUAAUCCAGGUCCAUUAGUGGAGCGUGUGAGCGAGUAUGGUAACUCGUCAAUCAUCGUUCCAGCCUUUGCAUAUUCAUACCACACUCGGGUAUGCGUAAAUACGCUCGAAGUGCUUCAGUCAAUCCGACCUCAACAACAGAUGGUCUUCUUUUCCACCAGUUACCUGAAGAACCUGAGUGGUUUCUGGAAGAGGCAGGGCCUGAAAGCCAUUCGUCUCUCCACCGGGUUCAUGUUAAUUAAUGUGGCACUAGAGGUGUGUGAUCAUGUGGACGUUUAUGGAUUCUGGCCAUUUGACACCAAUCUGGAGCAGCAGGAAAUUCCACAUCACUAUUUUGACAAUGUAGGACCCAAACAUGGCGUUCACGCAAUGCCAAAAGAGUUUCUCAACUUGCUGAAGCUUCACAGCCAGGGAGCGCUAACACUGCACCUACAGCCCUGCUUAUAACAGAGGUUCUCCUGUUGAAUCUGAAUGUACUGUAUUAUUUAAUGGUUGGUUGGUGAGGAGGGAGGCUGUGAAUGUUUGUUACUUUUGAUCUACUCUUUGGUCUAUAAAAUUAUUUAAAUAUUUUCUAUUUUGAAUUGUGAACUUGGACAAUUAACUCCUAUAUAUUUAAAUAAAUACAUUUGGGGUUAUCCUUUGUUGCGGAGUUUAUACUUCACCCUGGGUUAAUAAUGAUUCCUGAAUGUGUUUAGAGUUUAUUGUUACAUAUUGUAUUUAAAAACAUACUUUUUUACUUAUUUAUGAGAUUGCAAACAGAUUUCUGUUU